Messenger RNA from Pseudogymnoascus verrucosus, 1474 nucleotides. It is a transcript of the gene JIP5, whose product is annotated as WD repeat-containing protein jip5. The coding region runs from base 91 to 1335 and encodes 414 amino acids. Gene Ontology annotation, molecular function: protein binding. The transcript is spliced from 2 exons. The record is from RefSeq and is a predicted model, not a curated record. NCBI's taxonomy places the organism in Eukaryota, Fungi, Ascomycota, Leotiomycetes, Thelebolales, Thelebolaceae.
AACCCCAACCACUCAAACCCUCACCAACACUCCCCACUAUCACCAAGGACCAAUCCACCGUCUCCGCCCAGCGGUCCCCCAAUCGCAAAGAUGUCGCUGUACGAGAAUCUCUGCCAGCUCCCCCUCAGCUCCGAGCUCUUCUGCCAGGCCAUCCACCCGUCUGAGCCUAUUGUCGCUGUUGGUCUCUCCAGCGGACACGUUCAGGCUUUCCGACUUCCGGCUGAGGAGGAGGAGGACAAUGCUGGGUCUGACGAUGAUGAUGAUGAUGAGGGGGACACUACGACGCUUUCUGCGCUUUCCAAUGGCAAAAGCCACAUUGAAACGCAAUGGCGCACCCGCCGCCACAAAGGCUCCUGCCGCUCCCUAGGCUUCAGUCCAGACGGUGAAGUCCUCUACUCAGCAGGCACCGACACCCUCCUCAAAGCCUUCUCCCCCCUCACCGGCAUCGUAACCUCCAAGCUCCGUAUCCCCACACACAACGACCUCCCUGACCACCCCACCCUCCUGCACGCCCUCUCCCCGCAAACCCUCCUCCUCGCCACCGACUCCAGCGCCCUUCACCUCUUCGACCUACGCUCCUCGUCCGCAUUUGGCGCGGCCAAGCCAGCAGCGACGCACAGGCCUCACGACGACUAUAUCUCCUCGCUCACCCCGCUCAAGCCAUCUGAUGCGAGUACCUCCGGGUUCGCGAAGCAGUGGGUUACUACGGGGGGAGGGACAUUGGCGGUCACGGAUUUAAGGAGGGGCGUGUUGGUGAAGAGUGAGGAGCAGGAGGAGGAGUUGCUAAGUUCGUUGAGUGUGGAUGGGUUUUCCACCAGGGCGGGGGGAAGUGGGGAGAAAGUCGUUGUUGGCGGUGGGAAUGGCGUGAUUACAUUAUGGGAGAGGGGGGUGUGGGAUGAUCAGGGGGAGAGGGUCGUUGUUGUUCCUGGUGGGAAGGCGGAGGGCGAGAGUCUGGAUGCGUUGGCGCGUGUGCCGGGGAGUAGGGAGGUGGUUGUUGGAUGCGGAGAUGGGAAGGUGAGGAUUGUGGAUUUGACGGGGAGGGGGGUGAGGCAUGUGUUGAGGCACGACGAGGUUGAGAGUGUCAUCGCUGUGGGAUAUGAUUGCUACGGCCGUCUGAUUUCGGGGGGUGGAGACGUGGUCAAGGUUUGGGCGGAGAAGGAGGGAGAGGGGGGGAGUAGUGGGAGUGAUAGCGACAGCGAGGAGGAUAGUGAGAAGGAUAGCAGUGAUAGUGAGGAGGAGAAGCCGCAGAAGAAGAGGAGGAAGGGUGGGAAGGGAGGUGCGAAGGGGGAGGGGGGGACGCCGAAUGGAGUUAUUGGGUUUCAGGGGAUGGAUUGAUAGCUGGUAGCUUAUAGAUGAUGGUGGCUUGGAGCAUGUAUAUAGUUGUCACUACAACCAGGCGCGACGGAAGGAGUUCACAGCAUCCUCGAUAUGCUAAAUUAGACGUACAAACAAACAAAACCUUACUAUGCCCUCC